Messenger RNA from Oldenlandia corymbosa var. corymbosa, 1569 nucleotides. The record is from the annotation of a GenBank genome assembly. NCBI's taxonomy places the organism in Eukaryota, Viridiplantae, Streptophyta, Magnoliopsida, Gentianales, Rubiaceae.
AUGGUGGGUGCAUCACUGACGGGUUUGCAGGAUCAUUUGAAAUUGGCCAGAGAGUACGCUCAAGAAGGUCUUUAUGACACUUCAAUCAUCUUCUUCGAUGGGGCCAUUGCUCAAAUCAACAAGCACUUGAAUACAGUUGAUGAGCCGCUGACUCGUGCAAAAUGGAUGAAUGUUAAAAAAGCUAUAUCUGAAGAAACAGAGGUUGUUAAGCAGUUAGAUGCGGAAAAGAGGUCUUUCAAGGAGGAUCCUGUCGGCAGAAGGCCUAAAUCACCUCCAAUUCAAACUAAGUCAUCCUAUGUCUUUAGUACCUCGGAUGACUAUCCUACUUCUUCUGGUGGUUCGGAUGAUCCUGAUGUAUGGAGGCCACCCAGUCGGGAUUCAUCAAGGAGGCCCGCAAGAUCUGGCCAAGUGGGUACCAGGAAGUCUCCCCAGGAUGGAGCUUGGGCUCGUGGUGCUACAAGAACAGGUACUCCAGGCCGUGGUGCUAAAGCUGGUGCUUCAAAUAAAUCUAACUCUGGAGUUAGGGGAUCAUCUGCAAGCAAAAAAGGUGCAAGCACAGGUACAGGAACUGGAAAACCCGGAAAGGCUGACUCCGUGAAUGACGAUGUUGAAGAUGGGAAAACAAAGAAAAUACAAUAUGAGGGGCCUGAUGCAGAUUUGGCUGCCAUGCUUGAAAGAGAUGUUUUGGAAACGAGCCCAGGAGUCAGAUGGGAUGAUGUUGCUGGACUUAGUGAAGCAAAAAGGCUUUUGGAGGAAGCUGUUGUUCUUCCUUUGUGGAUGCCUGAAUAUUUUCAGGGAAUUAGGAGACCUUGGAAGGGUGUCCUAAUGUUUGGCCCUCCUGGAACUGGGAAGACGCUUCUGGCUAAAGCUGUUGCUACCGAGUGUGGAACAACAUUUUUCAAUGUUUCUUCUGCUACACUGGCUUCAAAGUGGCGUGGAGAGAGUGAGAGGAUGGUCCGUUGCUUGUUUGAUCUUGCACGUGCUUAUGCCCCUAGUACAAUCUUCAUUGAUGAGAUUGAUUCACUUUGCAAUGCUCGUGGUGCUUCGGGUGAGCAUGAAUCAUCCAGGAGAGUCAAGUCAGAACUUUUGGUCCAGGUUGAUGGCGUAAGCAAUUCUGCUACAAAUGAAGAUGGCACUCGCAAAAUUGUGAUGGUAUUAGCAGCUACAAAUUUUCCUUGGGAUAUAGAUGAGGCUCUAAGGAGGCGUCUGGAAAAGCGUAUCUACAUUCCUCUUCCGAAUUUUGAGUCUCGCAAGGAGCUUAUAAGAAUCAAUUUGAAAUCUAUUGAGGUGGCUGCAGAUGUUGAUAUUGACGAAGUAGCUCGCAAAACAGAGGGAUACAGUGGAGAUGAUCUGACAAACGUUUGUAGGGAUGCUUCUUUGAAUGGCAUGAGGCGAAAGAUAGCAGGAAAGACACGUGAGGAGAUCAAGAACAUGCCCAAGGAUGAGAUUUCAAAGGAUCCCGUCGCCAUGUGUGACUUCUUAGAAGCUCUGACUAAAGUUCAACCCAGUGUUUCUGCUGCAGAUAUAGAACGUCAUGAGAAGUGGUUCUCUGAGUUUGGUUCCGCAUAG